Messenger RNA from Oncorhynchus nerka (sockeye salmon), 3816 nucleotides. Its product is annotated as zinc finger protein 501-like. The transcript is spliced from 5 exons. The record is from RefSeq and is a predicted model, not a curated record. Bases 634 to 1917 code for a protein of 427 amino acids. Lineage: Eukaryota; Metazoa; Chordata; Actinopteri; Salmoniformes; Salmonidae.
GCCUCCAGCCACGGCAGUGAGGAGACUACCUCUACAUCAGGAGAACCUGAGCAACACCAGGCGAAUCAUCAGACAGAAAAAUCGUCUCACCGGGAGACUCAUCAGACAGAAAAAUCGUCUCACCGGGAGACUCAUCAGACAGACAAAUCGUCUCACCGGGAGACUCAUCAGACAGACAAAUCGUCUCACCGGGAGACUCAUCAGACAGAAAUAUCGUCUCACCGGGAGACUCAUCAGACAGCCACGUCGUCUCACCGGGAGACUCAUCAGACAGCCACGCCGUCUCACCGGGAGACUCAUCAGACAGCCACGCCGUCUCACCGGGAGACUCAUCAGACAGCCACGCCGUCUCACCGGGAGACUCAUCAGACAGCCACGCCGUCUCACCGGGAGACUCAUCAGACAGCCACGCCGUCUCACCGGGAGACUCAUCAGACAGCCACGUAGUCUCACCGGGAGACUCAUCAGACAGCCACGCCGUCUCACCGGGAGACUCAUCAGACAGCCACGCCGUCUCACCGGGAGACUCAUCAGACAGCCACGCCGUCUCACCGGGAGACUCAUCAGACAGCCAAGCCGUCUCACCACUGCUGCUGUGCCUGUGGACAGGAGUUCCCUGGUGCCUAUGACCUCAUGCUACACCAGAGGACUCACUAUAUAAGGAACAGGGUACCAUGUGGGACACAUACCAUGACUGCACACCUGCAAACAUCCGCUGUAAAGAGAGAGCGUGGUCACACUGAGGAGGAGGAAGGAGAGGAAGUUGGUGGAUUUAUUAAACGUGAAGAAGCAGCCACUUGGGAUCCUCCUCAACUCGGAAUGAGUCCUGUCUCCAGCCACGGCAGUGAGGAGACUACCUCUACAUCAGGAGAACCUGAGCAACACCAGGAGAACCACGAUGCAGCCACGACGUCUCACCGCUGCUUUGGCUGUGGACAGGAGUUCCCUGCUGCCUACGACCUCGUGUUACACCAGAGGACACACAUAGAGAGAGGCUUCUACAAGUCUGUCUGUGGAGAGCUGUUCUACCAGAAAGAGUUACUCAAAACACAUCAUCAGAAAGUUGACACAGGAAUACCUGGACAACACCGGACGAAUCCCAAAGCUAAGAAGUCUCACGACUGUGUAGUGUGUGGAAAACAACUAUGGGAAGCAAUGAAGCUGAAGAGGCACAUGAGGACACACACAGGAGAGAAACCUCACGGCUGCUCUGUGUGCGGCAGAGGAUUCACGCAGAAAGGAAAUCUGAAAACACACAUGAAAACACACAGAGGGCUGAACCCCAAAUUGUGGUCCGCUGGAGAGGACAGUCCCUCGACAUCAGGAGAACCUGAACAACACCAGAAGAACCACACAACGAAGACAUUUCAGAAUUGCAUAGAAUGUGGGGAGAUGUGCCAAACUCUACCAGCACUAAAAAAACACAUGAAAACUCACACCAGUAAGAAGCCGUCUUACCAAUGCUCCCUUUGCGGGGCGGAAUUCACUGAGAAAGGGCAAAUCCAAGACCACCAGUUACAGCAUCUUGGAGAGAAGCCGUACUUCCCUGACUGUGGGAAAUGUUUCGUCAAUGAAAGCUACAUUAAAAUUCACCAGCGAAUGCACACUGGAGAGAGACCCUACAGCUGCCUUGUGUGUGGAAAUAGUUUCGUGAAAAAAGCAUACUUAAAAAGUCAUGUGCUGACACACACUGGAGAGAAGCCGUACCUUUGCUCCAUCUGUGGGAAGACAUACAGUCGAGAAGGAACUUUCAAAAUCCACCAGAGAGUUCACACCGGAGAGAAACCGUACCUGUGCACUGAAUGUGGGAAGCGUUUCAGCUGUAGAGCGAACCUUUAUUCACACAACAAGAGACACGCUGGCAAACCCAUAGGACCUAAACGUCAGUUAGGCAGACCGAAGCAACUGCCAAACUGACAAUGGGACAGGACAAAUGAACUUGUGUCGCGUCUCUCCUGAUCACCAACAAAAUAGUUAUGUUCCAUCUUGAUUAUGCAUUUCUCAUAAACGGACAUAAAACAAUACAAUAUGAAGCAUCUGUGGAUGUCUGAAAGACUGAAGAUUUGUAAGCACCUGGACCUAAACGGCAGUUAGACAGACCCAAGAAACUGCCAUAGGGGAAACAGUGCUGGUUAAAUUAACUUACGCAGUGACUUCAUUUUGUCUAAGACAUCACAGCAGAGUUGAAAAAUAUAUGGCCCGUGGAAAUCGAGAGAGUGGUGGUCCACAGAGAGAGGUGGUCUACAGAGAGAGGUGGUCUACAGAGAGAGGUGGUCCACAGAGAGAGGUGGUCUACAGAGAGAGGUGGUCUACAGAGAGAGGUGGUCUACAGAGAGAGGUGGUCUACAGAGAGAGAGGUGGUCUACAGAGAGAGAGGUGGUCUACAGAGAGAGGUGGUCUACAGAGAGAGGUGGUCUACAGAGAGAGGUGGUCUAUAGAGAGAGGUGGUCCACAGAGAGGUGGUCUACAGAGAGAGGUGGGAUUUAAAAAAUUAUCUGUAAUCGUUAGGAAACACCACAUAUAUCAUGUAUACAGGAGGGGGCUUAGAGUGGUGUUGUGGAGAGGAGUGGCUAACCAGCGUCAACAAAACCCGGAGCAAUCUCGAUGCCAGGGGACAGUGAGGUGCGUUGCUGAGGCUGCGGAUCCGAAACCACGAAUGCUUCCUCCGCUCUCAAUACCAUCUGUUCUGUCUCAACUCUCAGACCACCUUCCAUCUGCCACCUCCCAUCCGUCAGCCUCCAUCCGUCAGCUCCCAUCCAUCAGCCUCCAUCCAUCAGCUCCCAUCCAUCAGCCUCCAUCCAUCAGCUCCCAUCCAUCAGCCUCCAUCCGUCAGCUCCCAUCCGUCAGCUCCCAUCCAUCAGCCUCCAUCCAUCAGCUCCCAUCCAUCAGCUCCCAUCCAUGAGCUCCCAUCCAUCAGCUCCCAUCAGUCAGCCUCCAUCCGUCAGCUCCCAUCCAUCAGCUCCCAUCCAUCAGCCUCCAUCCAUCAGCCUCCAUCCAUCAGCUCCCAUCCGUCAGCCUCCAUCCGUCAGCUCCCAUCCGUCAGCCUCCAUCCGUCAGCUCCCAUCCGUCAGCUCCCAUCCGUCAGCCUCCAUCCAUCAGCCUCCAUCCAUCAGCUCCCAUCCGUCAGCCUCCAUCCAUCAGCUCCCAUCCAUCAGCCUCCAUCCAUCAGCUCCCAUCCGUCAGCUCCCAUCCGUCAGCCUCCAUCCGUCAGCUCCCGUCAGUCAGCCUCCAUCCGUCAGCCUCCAUCCGUCAGCCCCCAUCCAUCAGCCUCCAUCCGUCAGCCCCCAUCCAUCAGCCUCCAUCCGUCAGCCCCCAUCCAUCAGCCUCCAUCCGUGCAGAUUUGUAUGUUUUUUGUAUGUAAACUUGUAUGUGCUGAUAUUGAGUUUUUACCUGCCGAGUUUUAUUGGUAUGUAACUGAGGAGGAGCUCCACCUACAUGUAGUAAUAACAGAGUGGUGAGGAGGAGCUCCAUCUACAUGUAGUAAUAACAGAGUGGUGAGGAGGAGCUCCACCUACAUGUAGUAAUAACAGAGUGGUGAGGAGGAGCUCCACCUACAUGUAGUAAUAACAGAGUGGUGAGGAGGAGCUCCACCUACAUGUAGUAAUAACAGAGUGGUGAGGAGGAGCUCCAUCUACAUGUAGUAAUAACAGAGUGGUGAGGAGGAGCUCCACCUACAUGUAGUAAUAACAGAGUGGUGAGGAGGAGCUCCACCUACAUGUAGUAAUAACAGAGUGGUGAGGAGGAGCUCCACCUACAUGUAGUAAUAACAGAGUGGUGAGGAGGAGCUCCACCUACAUGUAGUAAUAACAGAGUGGU